AUGGAGAUGGCGGCGGCGCCGUGCGCGGGGGAGCCGGAGCGGCUGGACUUCCUGCGGGAUCGGCACGUGCGCUUCUUCCAGCGCUGCCUCCAGAUCCUGCCCGAGCGCUACUCGUCCCUGGAGACCAGCAGGUUGACAAUUGCAUUUUUCGCGCUCUCUGGUCUGGAUAUGUUGGAUUCCUUAGAUGUGGUGAACAAAGAUGAUAUAAUAGAAUGGAUUUAUUCCCUGCAGGUCCUUCCCACUGAAGACAGAUCAAACUUGCAUCGCUGUGGAUUCAGAGGCUCUUCAUAUUUAGGAAUGCCAUUCAAUCCCUCCAAGGGUCCAGGUAUAUCUCAUCCCUAUGAUAGCGGGCACAUAGCAAUGACUUACACAGGUCUAUCAUGUCUGGUUAUUCUUGGAGAUGAUUUAAGUCGAGUAAAUAAAGAUGCCAUACUGACAGGACUGAGAGCUCUCCAGCUGGAGGAUGGAAGUUUCUGUGCUGUGCUGGAAGGAAGUGAGAAUGAUAUGAGGUUUGUGUACUGUGCUUCCUGUAUCUGCUACAUGCUCGAUAACUGGUCAGGCAUGGAUAUGAAGAAAGCUAUAGACUACAUCAGAAGAAGUAUGUCUUAUGAUAACGGCCUGGCCCAGGGAGCUGGACUGGAAUCUCAUGGUGGCUCUACAUUUUGUGGUAUUGCAUCGCUGUGUUUGAUGGGUAAACUGGAAGAAGUUUUUUCAGAAAAAGAACUGAACAGAAUAAGAAGAUGGUGUAUAAUGAGACAACAGAAUGGCUACCAUGGACGACCCAACAAACCUGUAGACACUUGCUAUUCCUUCUGGGUGGGAGCAACAUUGAAGCUCUUGAAUAUAUUCCAAUAUACAAAUUUUGAGAAAAACCGAAAUUACAUCCUGUCAACUCAAGAUCGCCUUGUUGGUGGAUUUGCCAAGUGGCCAGAUAGCCAUCCAGAUGCUUUACAUGCCUACUUUGGGAUCUGUGGUUUGUCAUUAAUUGGAGAAUCUGGUAUUUGCAAAGUUCAUCCUGCCCUGAAUGUAAGCACAAGAACCUCAGAGCGCCUUCACCACCUUCAUCAGAUCUGGAAAACGGACUUUAAACAGUGUUCAGACAACACACACUUCUUUAUGUGACUGAUUUAGACUUGAAUUUAGUUCUGGUAGCAUAAUUGUAGCCCAGGGUAAAAAGCCAUGUAUAACCAAUGUGCUCUUUUAAGUGCUGGAGUCAUACAAUCAGAUCUGUGUUGCUGGCAUCACUUCGGUAGGGAGUUGCCUUCAGCAGGUUAUUCUGCAUUGUGAAAAAAGGAGAUAUUUUGAUUAUAUAGAAGUUUGUCACCGCAGACUGUAAAUGGCUUUUCAAAUGGCUUUACUUCUAGGAAAUCCCUUGAGGCGUUUAAACUUCAUUUCAAGUUUAUUUUUUUAAAUUUGUGCAUACUGUGUCAAAAUAUAUAAUGGGGAAAUAUUUUCAAAAUCUGUUUACAUAUCAUGCAGUAUAGCACAGAACCUUGGAGUUCUUUAUGAUCUUACUAUUUGACAUAUUUUGGCUAGAGAAUCUCAAUCUUAAGUCUCAGUUAAAAAAUACCUUUUAUCAUAAACUUUCAGAUUCCAUAAACUUUCUUUUAAAAAAUGAAUUAAAUAAAAAUAAAAUUAUUUUAUUCAAUAUA
Pseudopipra pipra is the source of this 1652-nucleotide messenger RNA. RefSeq names its product protein geranylgeranyltransferase type I subunit beta (gene PGGT1B). Gene Ontology annotation, biological process: protein geranylgeranylation. Gene Ontology annotation, cellular component: CAAX-protein geranylgeranyltransferase complex. NCBI's taxonomy places the organism in Eukaryota, Metazoa, Chordata, Aves, Passeriformes, Pipridae. The record is from RefSeq and is a predicted model, not a curated record. Gene Ontology annotation, molecular function: CAAX-protein geranylgeranyltransferase activity.